Molecule: messenger RNA, 1341 nt
Organism: Phragmites australis (common reed)
Lineage: Eukaryota; Viridiplantae; Streptophyta; Magnoliopsida; Poales; Poaceae
Exons: 3
Coding region: 415-951 (178 amino acids)
Biological process (GO): negative regulation of protein kinase activity
Cellular component (GO): nucleolus
Molecular function (GO): double-stranded RNA binding; protein kinase binding; protein kinase inhibitor activity
Source: RefSeq, a predicted model, not a curated record
UCUGUGUUUAAGGAGACGAAGUACUUGAAGGGUAGUUACGUCCUUCUUAGUGGGUUUUGUGAUUUAAAAGAAAGAGAUAAUUUGGUUGGAAUGCUUGGAGUUGGAGAGUGGCAAAAGACAACUUUGUGGUGACUUGAUUUGCAAAUCCUAAAAAGAGCAAUCUUUGGAGUGGCAAACUCAGGAAAAGUUUAUGAUUUUCCACUACUAAGGAAUCGGUUUGACGAUUUGUCACUUGGCGGCGGCGGUCCAAAGUUAGGGCUCACCCCGAGACCACCGAGCGGCGGCGCAGUCCGGAGGGCGAUUUCCUGCGGCGGUGGAGACGGCCGCUGUGGCGUCUGGGAGAGGCGUCAGGGAGGACCCAGGGGCGCUGCGUGCUCGAGCCAGCUUGAAAGAUAAGUAGAGUUGUAUCCUGCAAUGUCAGCACCCGGCAGAGAUAGCAGCAUGCAGCAGCUAGUCCCUAUAGCACCACCAGGAAAGGCUUCGGGUAGUGACAGUGGGAAGGAGCUGGUUGUGGUAGAUGCGGUGGGAAAGAGCUCAGGAGGAGUAAAGCUGCGAGAGGAUGAGGAGGACCUGGAGGUGAAGCUCAGGCGCAUCAUGGAGAAUGUCCCCGUUCGUGUCAGUAACACCUCUGGAUCCUCUGCUGGAUCUGGCUCUGGUGAUUUCCACCAGUAUCGGCAAAUGAGGAGGAGAGAACAGGACCGGCUAGCACGAAUGGAUGCUGACUACCAAAAGAGGAAAGAGAUGGCUGAGUUUGAACUGCGGAGGGAGGAAAGGCUUAAAGCAGCUGAGGAGCGGACGGCCAAGAAGCGCCUGAAACGCCAAAAGAAGAAGCAACGGAAGAAAGAGAAGCAAACCAAAACUAGUGAUGGUGGUGAAGAACCUAACAGAGCGGAAUCAUCCGAUGACAAGGAGGGUUCAGAUGACGAUGACGAUGACGAGUCUAGGCAAUAAUACAUCAACUGCAUUAAUAUAGACUCCAGGCCACUAUUCAUUGGACAUAGCAGUAAUAUAACUUCUUGAUGAAGGAACCCUGUGAGUUCCUCCCCUGUUGGCUGUGGGCAAUGAACUAACAACGUCUGGGAGGCCCGUCGUAGGCCCUCUGUUCCCUUGAAGCAUUUUAUGGUAUCUGUAAGAGGAGAUAACAUUUUGAGCAGGGAUGGAGAGCGCUAGUUUUCUGUAACUUUGUGUUCCUCAUUCUGACAAUUGCCUUGCAUCAGUACCUUCUGGUCAGCUCAAUGCUUCUGGCAUGUAUUCGUAUCAGUUGCAUUUUUUCUUGGUCCAUGUACUUCAAGAGAGCUGGAUCAUUCAAUUUCUUGGAAGCUAGUUAGCAUUUCUUGUUUA